Messenger RNA from Leptosomus discolor (cuckoo roller), 2256 nucleotides. NCBI's taxonomy places the organism in Eukaryota, Metazoa, Chordata, Aves, Leptosomiformes, Leptosomidae. The record is from RefSeq and is a predicted model, not a curated record.
AUGCAGCUGGGGGACCCUGGCGUGCGCAGCAAAUGGAGGGACAUGGUGGGGGCUACCAAGGAGCCGAAUGUCCCCCAGGCUCAAGAGCUUUUGGGCACCAACCGCUCCGUCCUCUUUUUCGGCCACCGAGGCUUUCCGGGCUUCCGAUCCCUCUACCUGGAUGAGUACCGUGACCGGCUCUUCAUUGGGGGGAAGGAUGCACUUUACUCCCUGCUCCUGGACAGGGCCAGCACAGACACUAGGGAGAUCUACUGGCCGCCCCUCCCUGGACAGACGGAGGAGUGUUUUCGGAAGGGGAAGGACCCAGGGACUGACUGUGCCAACUAUGUCCGUGUGCUGCACCCCUACAACCGGACGCACUUGCUGGCCUGCGGGACGGGCGCCUUCCACCCUAUCUGCGCCUUCGUCUACGUGGGGCACCGUGGUGAGGUAGGGCAGCACCGUGCACGUCUUCAGCCUGGAUCCUGCCAGCGUUGCCGGGGCAGGUGCCCACAUGAGCCCAGCCAUGCUUUUGCCAGCACUGUCAUCGGUGGGGAGCUCUACACUGGCCUCACAGCAGAUUUCUUGGGCCGUGAUCCCGGUAUCUUCCGCAGCACAGGGACCCGCUCCGCCUUGCGCACUGAGGUGGACCAGCGCUUACUCAAUGACCCCAAAUUUGUGGCAGCCCACUUGAUCCCGGACAACGAUGACCGGGACAACGACAAAGCCUAUUUCUUCUUCACGGAGAAGGUGGUGGAGACAGACAGCAAGGAGCACGCCAUCGUCAGCCGGGUGGCACGGGUCUGCGUGAACGAUGCUGGUGGUCAAAGGGUGCUAGUCAACAAGUGGAGUACCUUCAACAAAGCCCGGCUGGUGUGCUCUGUCCCUGGCCCCGGUGGCAUUGACACCCACUUCGAUGAGCUGGAGGAUGUCUUCUUGCUGAGGACCAAGGAUGGGAAGAACCCAGAGAUCUAUGCACUCUUCAGCACCAUCAGCCAUGUCUUCCAGGGCUCCGCUGUCUGCGUGUACCGCAUGGCCGACAUCCGGGAGGUCUUCAAUGGGCCCUUCGCCCACCGCGAGAGCCCCCACCACCAGUGGAGUGCCUACGAGGGCAGGGUGCCCUACCCACGGCCAGGCGUGUGUCCCAGCAAGACCACCAACCAGCCCCGGCGGCAGUACGGCACCACCAAGGACUUCCCUGACGAGGUGCUGCACUUUGUCCGUGCUCACCCCCUGAUGUACAAGUCUGUGUAUUCCCAGCACCGACGGCCCCUCCUAGUGAAGACCGACCUGCCCCACCGCCUGCGCCAGCUCGUGGUGGACCGGGUGGAGGCCGAAGAUGGGCAGCAUGAUGUCCUCUUCCUCGGGACGGAUACCGGCUCAGUGCUGAAGGUGGUGGUCCUGCAGAAGACGAGCUUGGCCACGACUGAGGAAGUUGUCCUGGAGGAUCUGCAGGUUUUUAAGGUGCCUGUGCCCAUCACCCAGAUGGAGAUCUCCGUCAAGCGCCAAACGCUCUACGUGGGGUCCAGCCUGGGGGUGGCUCAGGUACAGCUGCACCGGUGCGAGACCUAUGGCAUAGCUUGUGCCGAAUGCUGCCUGGCCAGGGAUCCCUAUUGUGCCUGGGACGGCACUGCCUGCACACACUACCAGCCCUCUGGCAAGCGCCGCUAUCGCCGCCAGGACAUCCGCCAUGGCAACCCUGUGCAUCAGUGUCUGGACCAGAACCUGACUGUGGAUGAUUUUGCGAGCGUUGAGGAGAAGGUGCUGUACGGGGCAGAGAACAACAGCACCUUCCUGGAGUGCACACCCCGGUCCCCGCAGGCCAGCGUGCAGUGGUUUGUCCAGAGGCCCCCUGAUGAGCAGCGGGACGAGGUGAAGACGGACGAGCGGAUCCUGCAGACGGAGCAAGGGCUACUCUUCCGCAAGCUGCACCGCGACGACGCCGGCAUCUACUACUGCAAAACACUGGAGCAUGGCUUCACCCAGACGGUGGCCAAGACAGCCUUGGAGGUGAUCACUAGCGAGCAGCUGGUGCACACCUUUCCCCAGGAGCGGGGGGACGAGCGCCCACGCCUGCCUUGCCUCGAGCCCCGGCUCGCACCACAUGCUCCCAAAACCUGGUUCAAGGACAUCAUGCACCUCAUCAGCUCCCAAAACCUGCGGCGGGUGGAGGAUAAACCUCCGUGGUGGCUGAGCCUGCCACCCCUGCAUGAGGGGAACAAGCCCUACCUGAUCUCGGCGCUGCUGGCCGAGCCCUGUCACAGGGGCAGGAACAGG